Messenger RNA from Paramecium tetraurelia, 573 nucleotides. RefSeq lists its product as uncharacterized. The record is from RefSeq and is a predicted model, not a curated record. NCBI's taxonomy places the organism in Eukaryota, Ciliophora, Oligohymenophorea, Peniculida, Parameciidae. The transcript is spliced from 2 exons.
AUGUAUCAUUAAGAGAUGUUUUUAACCACAAAAUCGUUUGAUCGAUUUGCUCCAGCUUUUAUGAGAAGAAGCUAUCUAUUUUUUUUGGAAUGUAUGUAUACUAAUUUUCAUUUGCUUUCAUAUGUGAAUACCCCAGAAUAUACAAUAUAUGCUAAUCGAUAUCAACAUGACCCUAGAUAUAUUGACUAUUCCGUUGAGUUACCUAAAAUCAAAAAUCAAAUUUUAGAAUUAGAAGUUGGUUGGUAUAUAGAAAAUCUGACAAAUUAUCUGGAAAUUGAAAACAAAGAAGAAUGUCCAUCUUAUUUAAACCUGUUUUAGAGUAAGAUCCAAAAAAGCCCUUCAUAAGCGCACAGUCAUUAAUCACGCAUUAGAACAUUUAGAAGCUAUCGCUGCAAAAAUCUACUUAGAUAAUGCUAAAGAUUUUAUAAAGAUAUAGAACGCUAUUCGUGGUGUUUGGCUGGAAUGGUCACUCUAUUAAAUUAAGAAGAACAAGAUCCUUUUCAAUAAAAUGGAAUAUAUCAAAGAUGGUAGAACACUAGAAUUACAAUCUAAUAAACAAACCCAUAACAAUGA